AUGGCUAGGGAGGCGGCGGAGCCGCCUCCGAAGGAGACCCUGUCGCUCUGGAUAAGGGAGCAAGCCCAGCUGAAGGCCCUCGUGGUGGACCGGGACACGGAGGCGUGGCAGCGGGACCCCGGCUUCUCGGGGCUGCAGAGGGUCGGGGGCGUGGACGUGUCCUUUGUGAAGGGAGACAGUGUCAGCGCCUGUGCCUCGCUGGUGGUGCUCAGCUACCCUGAGCUCGAGGCCGCCAGCUGGGUUCUCUGUGGCCUGUACCUCUCCUUCUCCUCCAGGAACCCCACCAGCUACCGGGCUGCUCAUCGGUCUCAGUCCCCAGAGGGAACCGGGUGUCAUGCUGUCGCCGUCAUCACGGAGACCCUGCCCCAUGGGGGUCACUGGCAGCUGGGAGAAGGUAAUCAGGAUGGAAAUGGGCUUCUCCACCACCGGGCUUUUGGGGUGGCCUGUCACCUCGGCGCGCCCCACGAUCUGCCCUGCAUUGGGGUGGCCAAGAAACUCCUGCAGGUCGAUGGCCUGGAGAACAACACCCAGCACAAGGAGAAGAUAGGACUCCUGCGGGCUGGAGGAGACUCGUUUCCUCUGACCGGGGGCUCUGGGACCGUGCUGGGCAUGGCCCUGAGGAGCCACGACCACAGCACCAAGCCGCUCUAUGUCUCUGUGGGCCACAAGAUCAGCCUGGAGGCAGCCGUGCGCCUGACCCGAGGCUGCUGCAGGUUUCGGAUCCCGGAGCCCGUGCGCCAGCCUGGCGUCCGGGGUGCACCGGGUCCGGCCCCCGAGACAGGCCCUCGCUUCCUGGGGCAGCUCACUGCCUUCUCCCGCUUUGGGGGCCACAACGCUUCCUCCAGGACGCCCUCUUGA
Molecule: messenger RNA, 858 nt
Organism: Puma concolor (puma)
Lineage: Eukaryota; Metazoa; Chordata; Mammalia; Carnivora; Felidae
Source: RefSeq, a predicted model, not a curated record